Pieris macdunnoughi is the source of this 2406-nucleotide messenger RNA. The record is from the annotation of a GenBank genome assembly. NCBI's taxonomy places the organism in Eukaryota, Metazoa, Arthropoda, Insecta, Lepidoptera, Pieridae.
AUGCAUGGGAAACCGUUAACGGGAAACUUUAAGGAAGAUUUGUUACAGGUGAUACCUAAAACUUCCAGCGGUAAGGACUACGCUUUAAGCCUUCGCCCCGACUACCAUCGUGCUAUUUUCGACACGAUCAUUUUCUAUGGCUGGACUGAAGUUAUCUAUAUCUACGAUUCUCAUGAUGGUCUACGGCGUCUGCAGAGUAUUUUCAAUUAUAUGCAGCCGGGAUCGACGCCAUUUCGUAUUAUCCAAGUGAGGCGAGUCGCAAAAGCAGAAGAAGUUAUAGAUUACCUUCUCAAGUUGGAGGCUGUUGAUCGUUUGGAUCCUACAAAACCUUCUGUUAAGAAAUAUGUUGUUCUGGAUUCUUCUAUAGAUAUAGCUAAAGAGACUGUUAGACAACAUGCGAAUUGUACCAAUCUCGGAAGAACACCAUUCCAUUACUUGCUAAGCGCUUCUGUAAUGGAUGAGCCUUGGAGUGAAAACGUCCACAAUUUUGAAACUCUCGAUAUAACAGGAUUCCGAGUUAUCGAUCAUUCCAAGAAGAAAGUUAAGGAUUUUUGGAAAAUUGGAAAUGGUCAACUCAUGUAUCGCCUUAAUUUUUUUCAGCCGAAGGCGGCUAUGGUGGUUGAUUCACUUAACUUGGUACAAGAAGCAAUUGUGCGUCUAGUACGCAAAAAACCAGAGUUUCUACGAGCAUCCGCCCUCCGAAGCUUCCCGGCCAAUGUCACCGAGAUCAACGAGUGUAAUAUAGAGGAGGAAGGAAUCAUACCUUUUGAAUUCGGCAAGAAAUUGGCCAAAACUAUAAGAAGGACGGAGAUAGAUGGCCUAAGUGGUUUUAUCAAAUUUGACGAGGACGGCCGCCGUACCAACUUUACACUUCAGAUUGUGGAAAUGACUACUGGUUCUAAAGCUGAAACGGUUGCAAGAUGGUACGACGAUAAAGGUAUAGAAAAACUGAACGAAGUUGGCUGGGUUGGUCCGUCUGAGCUAAAGACUUACAUAAUAAUAGGUGUUCAAGAGAAGCCUUAUAUUAUGCCGUUGGUUGAUAAUCGCUCUAAGAAAAAAUGGAAAGGAUUUUCUGUGGAACUUGCCGAAAUGAUUAUGAAAAAAUUGGGACUCAAAUAUGAACUUCGUUUGGUUAAAGAUGGUAAAUUUGGGCAGGAAAAUCCAGAAGUCGCUGGUGGGUGGGAUGGUAUCAUCGGGGAGUUGAUAAGGAAGGAAGCGGAUCUAUCAAUUUCAUCUCUAACUGCAAAUGUGCAGAGAGAGGCGGUGAUUGAAUUUAGUCGAACCUUCCUCUCAUUCGAAACUGUGACUAAAGACGUACCACUACAUUUGGAUUCAAUCUUCAGCUUUUUUCAGCCAUUGUCUAAGGAGGUUUGGUGUUCAAUAUUUGGAAGUAUGCUGGCUGUAAGCUUUUCCCUGUAUAUUGUAUCGAAAUGUUCCUCUUCUAAAUAUGAGGUACAAUUAAGUUCGAACGAAGAUACUGAAUCCUCAGGUGUCCAGGCGGUCCAGCCGAACGUCAAGAACACAUUUACAUUAUGGAAUGCCAUUUGGUUUUCUUUGGGCUCUUUUAUGCAGCAGACUAGCGGCUAUACACCGAGGUCCAUCUCGGGAAGGAUUGUUAGCGGUGUAUGGUGGUUUUUCGCAUUAUUCGUAAUGAUAAUGUACACGGCAAAUUUGACCACACAUCUGACUAUAUCCCAACUCAAUCCGCCACUAAACACGAUACACCGAGCGCACAAAUGUCCUGCGGAAACCAACAAACCGUGUGAUAUGCUGAUAUCCGUAAUGGAGACUGGACUACAAGAUUUUGCGGUAGCCUUCCCUAAAGGAUCACCCUUACGGGAGGGUGUUAAUUUGGCGCUUCUAAAAUUAAGGAAUGAUGGUGAACUGCACAGGCUUAUACGCAAAUGGUUUAUGCCGCUAUCUUGCAUAAAUAAGAGUCAUGGAAAGGAAAUCUCCUUAAGCCAGAUCGCCGGAUUGUUCUUGAUUCUGUUGGGCGGACUCGGACUGGGCCUGAUAAUCAGUUUUAUCGAAUAUAUCGUGCAUCGUCGUAAAAAGCAUGAGCAACCAAUAAAUCCCUCGCCACCUGGUACCCCAGUUAGGUCGCCCGAUAGCCCCGUGAUACGAAGUAUUAUGAAACCAUCCACACAUCGCUCUCAGAAUGAACGAGAGACCAUUGACUGGAAUGCUGCUAACUACGCCGUGAAUUUCCCACCACCUUUUCCAUACUCCACUGCUUUGUUUGUUGUAUACAAUAACAGUCUAUCUGUUAACAGUACGGAUCACCAAGCGACCAUGAAUACCGAGAGGAGACUCCGACGCAUGAAACCUUCAGGCAGGUCUGAUACUCACCGCCAGGCUCGAGCCGUAUGCUUCGGGCCUCCCAGCGAAAACUCUCCGACUCCAUAG